Molecule: messenger RNA, 522 nt
Organism: Aspergillus melleus
Lineage: Eukaryota; Fungi; Ascomycota; Eurotiomycetes; Eurotiales; Aspergillaceae
Product: DUF924 family protein
Exons: 1
Coding region: 1-522 (173 amino acids)
Molecular function (GO): protein binding
Source: RefSeq, a predicted model, not a curated record
AUGCCUUCCAAAUCAUACUCCGAUGUGCUCGAUUUCUGGUUCGGCCCCAAAGCCUCCCCAGACUAUCUGAAAGAAAAGUCUUUCUGGUACGGCAGCCCCGCCGACGAUGCCUACGUGCGCACCCACCUCGAGGAUUCCCACCAGGCUGCCAAAGACGGUCAGCUCGACGGAUGGGCACGAGAGGGCAAGGGGACUGGGGCGUUGGCUCUAAUUCUGCUACUGGAUCAGGUGCCUCGCAAUAUUUUCCGCAAUACACCCCAGGCCUACGCGACGGAUUCGAAAGCGGUGGAGGUGGCUCGGUGCGCAGUGGACAAUGGUUGGGAUCGAGACAUGCCGGUCAUUCAGAGACGCUACCUGUACUCGCCGUUCAAUCACUCGGAGGAUAUACGGGACCAGGAACUUUCGCUGAAACUCUUCACGGACCUUGGCGAUAAUUAUCAUCUACACUGGGCUAGAAGUUUCUACGAACAAAUCAAGAGGGAUGGGCGGUUUACUCAUCGGGACAAGGUGCUGGGCCGGUAA